Owenia fusiformis is the source of this 529-nucleotide messenger RNA. Lineage: Eukaryota; Metazoa; Annelida; Polychaeta; Sabellida; Oweniidae. The record is from the annotation of a GenBank genome assembly.
GGUGUUUCUAGCUGCGGGUGUCAGUGGACAGCAAAUAGUGAUGCCUGCGCCUCUGACCCCUGCCUUGGACAAGGCUCUAUUUGUAUGAACACAUUCGGUGGUAACUAUAGAUGUCUUUGCCCUCCUGGUUCUCGGGGCAAGCAGUGUGAACUUGGUGAUUUUUGCUUUGUGUGCUCAAGCAGAAGAUUUCGUAGAGCCGAGUGUACACCAAUGGAUUCUGCCCCAGCAUAUAUACGUGAUGGGACUCUCGGAGUACCAACUUUGAGCAGGCAGAUAUCAAAGGCAGCAUGUACUUUGGAUGAUACCUGGGGAAUGAGUUGGUCAGCCAACCGAACUAUGUGGGUCGAUAAUGGAUGCAGGGCACGAUUCUGUCUUACCUUUUCGCCAUAAUAAGUCAAAAUCAGCAGUCAAGAUGAGUCGCUUGUAGAAUCCAAAUAUACAAAUCUGGGACAUCAUAUUGACACUCACAUAAGCUAUAUGGACUGUGUAAAAUAAACAUCGCGGCAACGCUGGCCGUUGUGCAAGGUUC